Molecule: messenger RNA, 759 nt
Organism: Varanus komodoensis (Komodo dragon)
Lineage: Eukaryota; Metazoa; Chordata; Lepidosauria; Squamata; Varanidae
Gene: MYL7
Product: myosin light chain 7
Exons: 7
Coding region: 132-656 (174 amino acids)
Biological process (GO): heart contraction; cardiac muscle tissue development
Cellular component (GO): cytoplasm; myofibril
Molecular function (GO): calcium ion binding
Source: RefSeq, a predicted model, not a curated record
GCCAAGUUUGGUUCUCUCCUGCUGCUGAGCUCCUGAUUUGGCUCCCCAAGCGAUAAGCCGCCCGAUAUAGUCUGAGGAGCCUGUGCGUGACACCAGCCAGACCUUCUUGGUUCUUCAGGAGGACACCAAAGAUGGCCAGCAGAAAAGCUGGGACCCGAAGCAAAGCUGCUGCCAAGCGUGCCCAGAGGGGAUCCUCUAAUGUCUUCUCCAUGUUCGAGCAGUCACAGAUCCAGGAAUUCAAGGAAGCAUUCAGCUGCAUUGACCAGAAUCGGGAUGGCAUUAUCAGCAAAUCAGAUUUGAAAGAGACAUAUGCUCAACUUGGGAAAAUGAAUGUCAAGGAUGAGGAGCUGGAAGACAUGCUGAAAGAAGGGAAGGGGCCAAUUAACUUCACUGUCUUCCUUACAUUGUUUGGGGAAAAACUGAAUGGCACCGACCCAGAGGAAUCCAUCCUUGCUGCCUUCAAGUUGUUUGACCCAAAUGCAACUGGCUUUGUGAACAAAGAUGAGUUUAAACAACUCCUGAUGACUCAGGCAGACAAGUUCUCUCCUGAGGAGGUGGACCAGAUGUUUGCUGUAGCUCCCAUUGAUGUGGCUGGAAAUAUUGACUACAAAUCUUUGUGUUACAUCAUCACACAUGGUGAUGAGAAGGAAGACUGAAGAACUGGGAGGAAACUGGUAGAGUGUGGUGAUGGCAACUAAUACUAGGAGUACAGUGCCCUGCUAGUGUUCCAGCAAUAAAAGACCUAGUGAGAAAUAAUAA